AUGACUAAGGACGAGGCAAUUAGGGAAGGAUUCGCCAGCCCAGGAUCACUAUCCGACUGGCACGCGAGUGUAGCGCGAGAAUAUUCCCGUCAAUCCGUGGACUCGCCUUCCAUUAGAUCCAUUCAGGCAAAUCUGAUCCUGGCAUUGAGGGAAUUGCUAACCAGAACCUCAUACAAAGCAUGGACCUUCGCGGGAGUAGCCAUUCGACAAGCACAGGCUCUGAGACUGGGCCAGGAAUAUCAUAAGAGACUCGGUAAUCGGCAAAAGGAAGUUCAAAGACGUACAUAUUGGGCUUGUUUCAUCAUGGACCGCCUUAUAUCACAUUCCUGCUGGAGACCCCAAACACUCGACAUCGACUGUGUGCGCCUCAAUUUACCCGCGCCCGAGAACCUGUUUACGUUCGAUGAACCUUUUGAGGGUCCGAAGAUACAAACACUGACGUUCCAAACCGAGGUAUCUCGGCUUGGGUUAGCUCCAUAUUUUCUUGCAGCUCUACAUCUGUGGGCACAAGCGACAUACGUCCAAGUCAAAGGGGGCCGUCAGCAUCACCGAGAUCACCCGAGCAUUCCAGAGAGCGAUCUCUAUCACCUCGAGAAAAAGAUAGAAGAAUUCUGCAGCUCCGUUCCUCCGUCCAUGCGAUGGUCGACCCAGAAUAUGAGAGUCUUCCACCAUACGGGACAACAGGGCCUCUUCGUGAAUUUUCAUUUUCUUAUCAACCAUAUGAGAAGUGCGAUGCACCAAGAGUAUCUCCCUUAUCGAGAUUCGACUAAUACGACAGCAACACAAAAUGGUCUGCAAGAUGAUCAUGAUCAGAAUGCUGGGGAUUUUGGUGGUUGGGACGAGAAACUCGUUUCUAUCUGCAUCUCGAGUUCCGAGGCGAUUCUGGAAAUUGUUGCCGAAUUAUAUAGCGACGACAGAUCUGCUAUCUCUCCCUUACGAUCAGUCUUUGCUGCUAAUGCAAUGCUAUCUGCUGCAAACAUACAGCUCUGGAUUCGAUAUGUGGACACCAAAGGUGAUGCGAUAUGGGCAGCCGCCGCAGCAAAGGUUGACGAAAUAUCGUCGGUUUUCGAGCUUUGGCGAAAUCAAUGGCCCGUGGCAGAUGCUUGGAGUAGUACGCUGGCAUCACUACGGCGACUAUACGAAGCCACCUAUUCCAUGAAUAUUGGUUCCGGAAAUGAAAGUGGCAACCUAGAAAAGAAUGCUGACGCACUACCUGCCAUCAUCGAACGUGAUGACUAUGAGCAAUCAUGUCUACAACUUAUCGAAGGAAAUGGUCUUCCCGAUUGGAAUGAAGGAAUCAGUGACAAGAUUAGAUUUCUUCUCCUAGCCUCGCUCGAAGAUACUGAUGCGAGAGAGCGAGUACUGAGCUCAUCGAUCAGCAUAUUGAAACAGCAGUCUUGGGAAUAUGAGGGAUUUCUAGAAGACUUGGAGCAUGGAUUCUCCGACCUCGGUGCGGAAAACUCAUGGCCAGGUUUUGUUGAUGACUAUGUUUGA
Molecule: messenger RNA, 1494 nt
Organism: Exophiala bonariae
Lineage: Eukaryota; Fungi; Ascomycota; Eurotiomycetes; Chaetothyriales; Herpotrichiellaceae
Exons: 2
Coding region: 1-1494 (497 amino acids)
Biological process (GO): DNA-templated transcription
Cellular component (GO): nucleus
Molecular function (GO): zinc ion binding; DNA binding
Source: RefSeq, a predicted model, not a curated record